Molecule: messenger RNA, 1029 nt
Organism: Thrips palmi
Lineage: Eukaryota; Metazoa; Arthropoda; Insecta; Thysanoptera; Thripidae
Exons: 7
Coding region: 139-948 (269 amino acids)
Source: RefSeq, a predicted model, not a curated record
CGUCGAUACUCCUCGGCACGCGACAGCAUGGCGACAGGCAGCGGACUGUCAGCAGUCCGACUGCGGACGGCAUGCGGUGGGUGUCCGCACCCAUAGCCUUAGAGCGCCACUCUGCACUAGAAUGCGCGUAAAAGGAAGAUGAUCCGGACCGUGGACUCCAAGGCGGGCUGGUGCGGUCGCGGUGACAAGAAGCGCGUGUUCGAGAACCACAAACCCGUCGUGUGCUACGACAAGCCGCCGGCAGCGCAGGUUGACCGGGCCGAGUAUGACGGCAAGAGGAGCGCCGCACUCCUGGGGGACGUCGUGCAGGACUUCGUGGUGCCCAAGAGGUCCGCGAUGACGUGGACCAUGCAGCAGGGCGACCUCUGCCGCAUCACUCUGGUCGCGGGAUCGCAGGUGGGCGACAUGAACUUCUGGAACCUGGACAACCCGGCCGAGCGCUUCUACUCGGGCAAGACGCGGCAGCUGCACUCGUCGCACCUGUCCACGUACGACCGGCUGUGGAGCGUGCUGCCCUACCUGCGGCCCAUGGCCACCGUCGUGGCCGACUCCAUCAAGUACGGCAUCGACGCGGACGGCGCGGGCGUGCACGACGUCAUCGGCACACGCUGCGACGACUACACCUACAAGCUCAUCACGGGCGAGGAGCGCUGGGGCUCGUGCCACUCGUACCUCACGAAGGCGGCCAAGGAAGCGGGGCUCAGCGAGCGGGACGUCCACGACGUCUGGAACAUCUUCAUGUGCACGGGCUUCACCAAGGACACCCACCAGUACUUCUGCAAGCCCAGCCCGGCGCGGCAGGGCGACUACAUCGAGUUCAUCGCCGACAUGCCGCUGCUCGUGGGGCUCAGCACGUGCCCGCAAGGUGAUGUUUCCACGCCUGUCGGUCAGGUAGUACCUGAAGAAUUGUGUCACCCCCUUGGAGUGCAAGUGUUCAGAGCCAAGUGACAAAAAGCGGCUCAAAAUUCCUGCUUUUAUUUUUUUUAAAUCAGAUAAACGAUAAUUUUUCAAUAAAAACUUCAACAUCAA